This is a messenger RNA of Dicentrarchus labrax (European seabass), 4119 nucleotides long. RefSeq names its product potassium channel subfamily K member 16-like. The coding region runs from base 1829 to 2701 and encodes 290 amino acids. The record is from RefSeq and is a predicted model, not a curated record. Gene Ontology annotation, biological process: stabilization of membrane potential; potassium ion transmembrane transport. Gene Ontology annotation, molecular function: potassium ion leak channel activity. Gene Ontology annotation, cellular component: membrane. NCBI's taxonomy places the organism in Eukaryota, Metazoa, Chordata, Actinopteri, Moronidae. The transcript has 5 exons.
GCAGCUGCACAAUUUGCAUCCAGGGAGACUUGCCUUGGAGAAAAAGCCUUCCUUGGUCAGGUUGUGUUAUCUGUUAUUCUUUCAUGAUAUGGGUGUACUUAAAACUCUUUCUAAUCAACAAAAUACACACAUAAUACACAAACUACAUAAAUAUUCCAUUUCUACCUCAAACUAAAUAGCAGUAGUAGCUUAGCUUAGAGAGCUAUCAUAGUGUUACCUUCAAUAGUGGGAGUUUUAUUUCAGCACAAACUCAGCAAAGUCUGAAUUCUAAUUUUGCUGAUUUAAUGAUAUUAAAUUACAUAGUUCAUCAGUAUUAACACAAAAUGAAAACAGCCCUAUCUACAGCCAGUGUUUGAUUUGUCCGUUGUGGGCUACUGUAGGAACAUGGUGGCUUCCAUGAAAGACAAUCUGCGGCAGCUGUAGAUAUAAAUGACUUACUCUAAGAAGGUGAUCAUACACUAAUGAAAACAUACUUAUGAAUAAUAUAUUCCAUUUCUGACAAUAGAUCCUCCUAAAUGUUACACACUGGACCUUUAAACAAAAAGUUCAACCAAAAAAUGUAAGAAAUGAAACUCUACCAUCUAUUUACAUGUAUGUAUGCCUCUUAAUCACUAAGAAUUCAAAAAUGUUUUAUGGUUUUACAGACAUGAGUGAGGUACUGCAUGAAAGACCCACAUCAGCACUUUCUGCACACCUAAGUAAAGUUGUUGCUAAAAUAUCCACAUCACAUUAUGUAGCCAUCGUAGAAAUCCCACUGUUUACUAUGUUCUUGCUGAACUUUUACUCUACCCCAAAUGAGAGUUCUUUUCAGGCAGGGAAGCAGUGACUUUAGGACACAAAUGUCUAUAAUUAUAGCUGCAGUUUGGUGACAUCUACUCUAUACUGCAUGCUUUUCUUACAUCCUAUACAAACACUGCAGCCGUAGCACUCCAUUAGCUUCUCUCAUGAGACUUCUUUCAACUCUUUGCUUUAUGGCCCACGAUCAAGUGGUGCUCUCUGCACCUCUCUAAAAUGUCAUCUCCUUCCCCUCCAUCGGACCAUAAACAUGCUUGGCUCCUGAACGUGGGGAAAAUGUCUGAUGAUUGUUCCAGCAGACUUCCACGGGUUAGAAAAGUUGAGCUUUUAGCCUGGUGAGAUUUCAAAGUGUCCAUACUUAAUUUAAGUAAAUUUAUCUCCCACGACAUGACUCAAGUUUUGGCACCAAUUAUUAUUAUUUCAACAGCAAUUUCUGCAAAGUAAGUCAAUUCAGGAAUCAAAAUAGUUUGUGGUUGAAAUCCAUUUUCUUGUUAAAUUAGAUCCCAUAUUGCAGAAUGCUAUUGAAAGGCUCUGGCAUCAGCACUCCACAAUUGUGGGUGCCUGAACAACCAACAGCAAUCAGGUAAAAUAUUAACUUUUGUUCUGGUGACAAGAUGCUGCCCCUGCUGCCUUAUUAGUGGAAACAGUUGAAAGUCUGUGUGUGUGUGUCCAGAUGUCACACUAAUGGAGAGGAGGAGUUUGAUCGUUACCUAAGCAACCCAUAAAUCAACACCCAGCAUCUAUAGUACUCUGACCAAUCAGAAGCUGAGCAUUGAGUCGAGAUAUUUUACCUUUGGAUGAUUAUUCAGUCAGAGCUGUCACCCUAAGUUACUGCUUUACCAAACAUCAACUUUUCUUGAUUUUUGUCUCACUUUGGAGAACAGUCUGCAGUAAUGGAAGCUGUCUUUGCGGAACUACUCAUGAGAUCUGCAUGUUUCAUCAACACUGAUUGUUAGUCCUCCCUGAAGUGAUUAACCUAUUUUCUGAGUUUGAGCAUCAGCGUGUGAGUCCAUUCCGGUGCUGGAGGAGGUUGAUGGCGAGGUUACAGUUGGUCCGGGUCAAAGUGAGCUGGACAGUGCUUUUGGUUCUGGCCCACUUCACAUACCUGCUGGUUGGGGCCACCAUCUUCCAGAUACUGGAGCGAGAGGCUGAGAGCAACAACCGAAACCACUUCCAACUGGAGAAGUUGAAUUUCUUGGCUAACUACACCUGCCUGGACGGGCCAGCCUUGGAGAAGUUUGUUCAGGUGAUUUUGGAUGCCUGGGAAAAGGGAGUGAAUCCCUCGGGCAACUCAACAAACCCCAGUAACUGGGAUUUCUGCAGCUCCUUCUUUUUUGCAGGCACAGUAGUCACAACCAUAGGCUACGGCAACCUCUCCCCCAGCACUGUGUCCGGUCAGGUGUUCUGUGUGUUCUAUGCGCUGUGUGGGAUCCCACUGAACCUGGCCUUCCUCAAACAGCUUGGGAAGUGCCUCACCAUCCACCUGGGGCGACUGGAGAAGGGAAUGGUCUCGGUAGUUCCGCACAAGCAAACAGUUGAGGCUCUGGCAGUGAGCUUGUUCCUCAUCACUGGCAGCCUGCUGUUUUUGGUCAUCCCUCCCCUGCUGUUCAGUUACGUGGAAGGCUGGACGUUUGGCGAGGGCUUCUAUUUCGCCUUCAUUACCCUUAGCACCAUUGGUUUUGGAGAUUAUGUGGUGGGGACUGACCCCGGCAAGCAGUACAUCUCUCUGUACCGCAGCCUGGCAGGUAUAUGGAUCAUCUUUGCCCUGGCUUGGCUUGCUCUUAUCCUCAACAUGGGUGCCAGAAUAAUGGAGCAUGCGAUUGGCCUGACUCAUCCGGGCUUUAAGAAACAAGAAGAAGAAGAGGACGUGUCAUCCAUUAAACUAGAAGACACGUCGAAGAUCUGACAGUGGACAGUAGAUGGGACUAUCUAAAUGUAUAUUCACUAGGUAGAAUAGUGGGAUUGUUUUGUGUACAUAUUAUGAUGCAUAGUAAGAAAACAGAUGUAGCAGCUUUUUAUCAACUGUUUUUGUAAGAUAUUUGCCCCAGCAUAUUUAUUCCUUCUUCAAAUGCCUUACUUUAUAAUUAUGUUGUGGAGAAUUGGUUGAAUAUAUUACACAGUAGGCUGGAAAAACAUAACAGGUUUUUGUUUGACAAUUCUACCUCAGUUAAGCCAAAGAGUCAGUACAGUAGCCAGGGCUUAUUUAUCAAACUCUCCAAGAAUUACAACUACCAAUUCUCUAAAGAGCCAACUGGAGAGUACAAAAGGUCUUCACUGAAUGUGAGCAAUAACACACAUUUAUAAAGUGACUUACUCCUACACUCAGUGUAGUAACAGAGUCACCUUUAAAAGCAACUGGAAAGGGAUUAAUCACAUGUAUGCUCUGAGUAGAAAUAGUCCAUUACAGACCAGGCCUUAUUGUUUAUUCUUUAAAAAGAUCAUUUGAUUUUAUUCUGCAAAACAUGAUUUACAUUUUUUUUAAAUUGUGAAAUUCUUUUAAUAUCCCAUCAGCUGUUAAAAAUGGGAGGACAUGAUGGGAAAAUGACUGAAAUGGAAACAAAAAGAAGACCAAACUGCAGCAGGAAUUGAAUUGUGCUGCUAUACAGAGUACAUGAGAGAAAACACAAUGAGCAGAAUGUAGUGUCACAAUAACAAAGGCAGACAAAGAUGACGCAUGGAUGGCAAGUUCAAUACUAGCUUUAUUCAUGUUUGCACAACAAUUCAAUUUUCAAUUAUUUUAUUUGUAUAGCGCCAAUUCAUAACAGAAGUUAUCUCAGGACACUUUUCAAAUAGAGCAGGUCUAGACCGAACUCUUUAUAACAUUAUUUACAGAGACCAACAGUACCACCAUGAGCAAGACCUUGGUGACGGGGGCAAGGAAAAACUGCCUGAAAAACAAGAAAAACACAUGUAACAAAAAUGUCACAUCACAUAGAAUUGUACCCUAACACUAUACUACCCUCUGAAUUAUAUCAUAUUACUCCAAAAAACAUAUUAUUCAUCAUGACCAAUGAUAUGUUCUAGAGCUGUGUGUGCUCAGCCAUCAAGGAUCUACUCUAUACCGAAAUCUCUUAUAUCUUAAAAAUGCUUCAAAGUGUAAAGUUAUCUUUCCCAUAAGUCCAAACUUACUUUCAGCAGUGAUAAAUACGGUCUCAAUAUGAAAACAUUGAUCUGUGUGUUUAAUUGUAUUGUCCGUAGUGCUUCAGGUAGGAAUCCUGUAGUGUUUUUCCAUCCUCACAUUGCUGAACUAUGAACUGUUUUUGUACUCUUGUUUACUGUUUAUUGUAUGUUACCCAACUGCAUUAUUAGAAUGUUCUAAUGUUA